Molecule: messenger RNA, 2048 nt
Organism: Rana temporaria (common frog)
Lineage: Eukaryota; Metazoa; Chordata; Amphibia; Anura; Ranidae
Gene: SMYD2
Product: SET and MYND domain containing 2
Exons: 12
Coding region: 93-1385 (430 amino acids)
Cellular component (GO): nucleus
Molecular function (GO): histone methyltransferase activity; protein-lysine N-methyltransferase activity; protein binding
Source: RefSeq, a predicted model, not a curated record
CUCCCUGUGUCUGUCUGUCCCGGGCAGACAUUAAUAGCCGCACACCGAUCUUUCCGCAGACCCCGACACAGCAGGCUCCCCUCUCCGCAGACAUGGGACCCUCUGAAGGCAUCGAGCGAUUUGACAGCCCGGGGAAAGGACGAGGCAUGCGGGCCCUGCGGCACUUCGGUCUGGGAGAGCUGCUCUUCACCUGUCCGGCCUACACCUGUGUGCUGACCUCCCAGGAGCGAGGAAACCACUGCGAUCUCUGCUUCUGCAGGAAGGAAGGUCUUGCAAAAUGCGGCAAAUGCAAACAGGCCUUUUACUGCAAUGUGGAUUGCCAGAAAGGAGACUGGCCCAUGCACAAACUAGAGUGUUCCUCCAUGUGUGCCUACGGAGAGCAAUGGAAUCCUUCGGAAACUGUAAGACUGACCGCAAGGAUAAUAGCCAAACAGAAAACUUGCAAAGAAAGAACACCAUCGGAGAAGUUCUUGACGGUUAAGGAGUUUGAAUCUCACUUGAGCAAGCUGGACAAUGAGAAGAAAGAGCUCAUCCAGAAUGAUAUUGAAGCCUUACACCACUUUUACUCCAAGAAUUUGCACUAUGCUGACAAUGCAACUCUAGAAUUCCUCUUCGCACAGGUUAACUGUAAUGGCUUUACCAUUGAAGACGAGGAGCUGUCUCACUUAGGAUCAGCUAUUUUCCCAGACGUCGCACUAAUGAACCACAGCUGCUGUCCCAAUGUAAUUGUCACUUACAAGGGCACCGUCGCCGAGGUCCGAGCUGUACAAGAGAUUAACUCUGGAGACGAGGUGUUCACCAGCUACAUUGAUCUGCUCUACCCCACAGAAGAUCGGAAUGACCGACUGCUAGAUUCUUACUUCUUCACUUGUGAAUGCAGAGAGUGCACAAUAAGAGAGAAGGACAAGGCAAAGCUGGAGAUCCGGAAACUCAAUGAACCACCCAACCCUAAGGAUGUACGAGACAUGAUCAAAUAUGCCCGAGGUGUGGUGGAAGAGUUCAGGAGAGCCAAGCAUUUCAAAAGUCCUAGCGAACUGCUGGAGAUGUGUGAGCUCAGUAUGGAGAAGAUGGGAACGUUAUUUGCAGAGACUAACAUUUAUAUGUUACACAUGACGUAUCAGUCCAUGGGAAUCUGCCUGUACAUGCAGGACUGGGAAGGAGCCUUGAAGUAUGGAGGGAAAAUCAUCCAGCCGUACCGCAAGCACUAUCCUCCCUACUCUCCAAAUGUGGCCUCCAUGUGGCUGAAGCUGGGGAGACUUUACAUGGGCCUGGAGAAGAAAAUUGCUGGGAUUAAGGCCCUAAAAAAGGCAGUCGCUAUAAUGGAGGUGGCUUACGGACCAGAUCACCAUUAUAUAGAAGAAGUCAAGAAAGAGAUGGAGCAAUAACACCAAAGGUGUACUGUACACGCUUCUAUUUAAAUGUAUGUCAGGAAUGCCAGUGUAUGUCGGUGUGGCAUUGCUGGACAUGGAAAGAUGCUUCGCCCAAUGGGAACGAUGGAUUCCUCUGCACUGGCUGAUAAGACCUCCAUUACUUGUAGCACUCAGAACACCUCUAGGUUCUUGUGUAUGUACUAAAAUUCCACUAGGGGGCGACAUAACACCGUUGCUCUUCACACCAUAAAGUGAACCUGUGCUUAAAUGUUAACAUUGAAUUCUAUGAGCUGAGUUGCUAAUGAGUAACAGAAAAGAUUGUCCAUAUAUCUGAAUGCCAAGGGACUUGGUCACAUAAUCUAAGCUGCAGAGGAAGAACAAAACGCAUAUUAAUUUAAUAUUUCCCUUCAGCAGAGAUCAUGUGACAAAGUCCCAAGGCUUUUGCAUAUGUGAGCAACACUGGAGGGAACCUUGAAGCACUUUCUCCAGGUAAGGUAAGUAUUCCACCACAUCUGUUGCGCUUUAUUUAGCCAUCCCAGCAGGACUGUUGAUGUUUACAUUUGAAUAUAGAUCCAUUUUCAUGUGAAUUGUUGGCAUGUGGGUACAGGCUGUAGUAUGUCAAAUGCCCCCCUAUAGCCAAUACUGCUUUGUAUCUAUAAAGACGCUAUUUUGUCAUGC